Fusarium subglutinans is the source of this 534-nucleotide messenger RNA. Its product is annotated as riboflavin biosynthesis domain protein. The record is from RefSeq and is a predicted model, not a curated record. The transcript has a single exon. Gene Ontology annotation, biological process: riboflavin biosynthetic process. Lineage: Eukaryota; Fungi; Ascomycota; Sordariomycetes; Hypocreales; Nectriaceae. The coding region runs from base 1 to 534 and encodes 177 amino acids. Gene Ontology annotation, molecular function: 5-amino-6-(5-phosphoribosylamino)uracil reductase activity.
AUGCCGCGCCUUCGCUACAACGUCGCAGCAAGUCUCGACGGCUACAUCGCAUCACCCGACGGUUCAACACCCUGGAUCAUCGAAGAUCCCACCAUCGACUUCUCCUCACUAUACGCUGAAUUUGACUACUUCAUCAUGGGCCGCAAGACAUACCAGGUCAUGCAAUCCUUCGGCGCUGAUAAUCCACUAUCCAAGCGCCCCAAAGAAUCAGUCAUAGUAGCCAGUCGCACCAUGUCCCAGAACCAUUUCCCCAAUGUCACAGUCAUACAAGAGAACGUACUCGAUUACAUCAGACGCCUGAAAAUAAGUGACGGGAAGGAUAUCUGGCUAAUGGGCGGUGGUCAUCUCGCAGCCCAGUGUCUAGAAGCUCAUCUAGUGGACACCGUCGAAAUCGCUAUAAUGCCCACGCUUCUCGGCACCGGAAUAAACCUCAUCUCAUCCAUAUCCCAAAAUACAAAACUCCAGCUGCUAAACAGCACGAGCCUCGGCAGUGGAAUCCUCAUGACUCAAUACAAAGUCAUACAAAACCAAUAA